Blepharisma stoltei is the source of this 773-nucleotide messenger RNA. Lineage: Eukaryota; Ciliophora; Heterotrichea; Heterotrichida; Blepharismidae. The record is from the annotation of a GenBank genome assembly.
AUGACCUUAAUUUCUUACAUAAAAAUAUUUCUGACAUUACUUAAAAUGAAAAAUACAUUGCCACUCCCAGCUCCAAAAGAAAUCCUUUGCAGCCAGAACCCCGAGUCUGAAUUCAAAUGCUCAUACUGUAAUACUUCAUUUCUUACUUCAGAUGAUUUAUUGCAUCACAAUUCAGUUUAUGAAUAUUCAGUUACUAGUAUACCCACUGGAAUUGAGACCCCAAUUCCAGUGAAAAUAUUUUCAAACGUUGAAAAACCGACUUUAAUUACUGGAAGUGAAAUUAAAGCAAUUGAAUGCCAUGAAUGCCUUACUCCUAAGCGAGCAGAGCCUAUUUAAAAUUUACAAAAAUUUUUUAUAUUUAAUAAAAUAUUUAUAUUAAUUAACAAUUAAAACUUCAGCUAAUUCUAUUAAAACAUAUUAAAUUUAAAAAAAUUAUUAAUACCAAAAUCUAUAUAAAAUAAAAAAUUAAGACUACGCUUACUAGAGAAGAAGCAAUUUUUUGCAAAAGGAGAAGAGGAAUUAGACUUUUUUCUUCAGAAAAAGGCCUAAAUCAGCAUGUGGGCAAAGUCCACAAUUUCAAUCGAAGAUCAGUAAAAUGCCAUUUAUGCAUCAAAAAAUUUAGAGAGGGCUCAGCAUUGAAAUUUCAUAUAAGGCAGGUGCAUGAUAAAACUACAAGAGUCAAGUGUGAUGAUUGCCAAAAGGUGUUUUACAGUAAAUAUGUGCUUUUAAAGCAUAGGAAUAAGUGCCUUAUGAAGAUGAGAUCCGAAAUUUAA